Rattus norvegicus (Norway rat) is the source of this 2966-nucleotide messenger RNA. Lineage: Eukaryota; Metazoa; Chordata; Mammalia; Rodentia; Muridae. The record is from RefSeq and is a predicted model, not a curated record.
ACCGGGCAGCUAGAAUGGGGAGGGUACUUCCGGUCCGCCAUACUGCAGUUCUAGCUGAGACUGUGGAAAUCUGUUGUGGUUCCGUGUGCUUUGCUGUGACCUGUUGCCGGGAGCUGUGAGGAGAGCUGUGCGAGCUCGCGACCGGCACCAUGUCAUGGACUAGCAUCUAUGUCAGAAGAUAACAGAGUAGCUGAAUUGUUGGCCAUGAGUUUCUCAAACCCAGCUGGAGGGUGAGCCAGAAGUAUGGCCUGGUACUGGGUCACACAGGCAUUAGACAGCCAGUAUUUGGUGCUUCUCGAAGGAUGGUUUCAACCAUUUCAUGUGGUGCUGAUGCAGUGACUUUUAUGGAUGUGCAUGUGAACUUCUCUCAGGAAGAGUGGGCUUUGCUGGAUCCUUCUCAAAAGAGUCUCUACAAAGAUGUCAUGCUGGAAACCUACUGGAACCUUACUUUUAUAGGCUAUGAAUGGGAAGACCACAAUAGUGAAGAAUGUUGUCAAGGUUCUAGAAGUCAUGGAAGGUAUUUCAACUGUCCUCAAUAUAGUACAUGUAAAGCAAAGGGUUAUGGGAAGAAGCAGUAUACUUCUCUCUUUCCCAGAACAAUUAGAAGAUGUGAUAUCAUCCCCACUGUGAGAAGACAAGGCACCUUUUGGCAUUGGAGGGCAGCGGCCAGAGAGAACACUUGUGAAUAUGGAGACCAAUAUCAGCAAAGAAGCAGAGGUAUCUGGUUUUCCCUGGUGUUGACUGGAUGAUUCUGAUGCCAGCAGGACUCCUCUGGACAUGAACUCAGGACCUUUUUCAAGGUGAUUAAUUCAGCUUUCUGAACAGAAGUCCCAGGUAAUAAGGUCAAGACCCAUAUUUUGGAAUCAAGAACCACCACCACCACUACACCUGCAUUCCUGGUCCCACCUCUCAUGAAGCCAUUCCUAUCCAUAGGAUGAGUCACGUCUAUAUUUGAUCUGAGGAUGUCCAUUAAGUCUGGUCUCAGAUUCUGGACAUGCGUUCAGCACUAUUGAGUUCUAAUGCAUGACAUCCAGGUCUGGGUAUGGAAGCAGAGUAGCCAGUUCAGUGCAGAGGCAGGGUGGUAUCUAACGCAGGGUGGGUUGAGGAGCAAGUGGGUAUUAGGUAUCCAGUGGUCUAAAGGGUUUUUAGAGCUACCUCAAUGGCAUGAAGGGUGCUUAUAAUCAGUUCUGGUCCCAUGAUGACCUUAUCAGCAUCCUUGACCAACAAAGCAGUGGCUGCCAUAAUGCAUAGGCAGGCUGGCCACCCCCAUUGUUAAAAACUUUUUCAGCUAUUGCCGGGAGCCUAGUCAUGUGCUUAACUUCAAAUCCUUCCAGCAACUGGAGUUUUCAGCAGAUGUCUGGUGCCACUUGAUUGAUGAAUCACAGCAGACCGGAUCUUGCCUCUGGAUCCAGAGGUAUAUAGGUAUGAUAGAUAUCCAACCAUCUCUUAAGAAAUGAGAAAUGCCCCUGGAGUUUUUUUCCUUAACUUUGUAUGACCUGUCCUACCUUAGACAAAUUUGUAGGCCUUCUAGCAGCCUUUUGGAGACCCCUCAUCAGAAUCUAGCACUAGAUCUUCAGCUUUUCCCUAACCAUAUGGCUGUCUGAAUCCCAAUUAGGCUGGACCAAGAGAAAAACCACAUCAAUAUCAGCUUGUACAGUUGUAAAUGGCCAUUGGUACCCAGAGCAAUUUCACUUGUUCUCAUUCCUCAAUCGUGAAGAGUACCCACAAAAGCAGCUGACAGUUGUCCCAGUUAUCAUGAGUAACCAUUAAAGUUUAGUAUAUCUACGAGGGCAGGGGGUUUCUCUGAGAACUUAGGGUUCUGCAUCUUCCAGUUGUAUAGAUCAGUAGUGGAAAAGGGAAUAUGGGUCCUAUAUUGAGCCAGUUGCUCACAGGGUUAGUAAAGUCUUUACAGGGGGGAUGGCAUAGCUAUGUGCCCUUCUGCCUCUCCUGGGCAGGGAGCUUCCUCUGCUAUGUGUAGAGAAGGGGCAUGUGCUGGGACAUGGUAGUAAGAGAGUGGGAAGAAGCCUUUCUCGUGGAGACAGGACUGCUGGUUUAGGAUCCUUCUGUGACUGUUUCCUUAACCUGCAAAACCACCAUGGUGGGAGGAAGGAAAGUUUUCAGCAAAGGGGGAGGGCUGUUCACCAGAUUCUGCCAGACGGUGGGGUAGAGACCUGGCUAGGGUAUCCAGAGUUUCUUCACACAAUACUUUUAACCAAAUAGAUAGUAGGGAGGUGUAAAGUGCUUCCUUUCAGCCCUCCCACACUAAAAGCUGGCCAUUUAUUCCUUCAAAAGACAGUUGGUUUCCCUGAUUGUAUAGGUAUUCCCAAACUCUACGCUAGGUGUUUGAAGUUCUUGAAGUGAGACUGGACUAGGUCUGGUGGGAUGGAACUGGUUGUCUGCCCCAUGGUUUUUCUCAAGAGAACUAAAAUGAACAAAUAAAACACAAGCCCCAAAACACCAAAACAAACCCACAGGGUUCCAGAAAAGAAAUUGAAAUGAAGGUGAUGGUGGCUUAUCCUGAGAACAGGUUCCAACAGUUAGGAAUGUCCCUCAAGUCUCUUCCAAAACCUGUGCCAGACUGGAGCUCUCUAACUCCUGCUGGAGGAAGGCCAGAGGUGGUGGCCUAUCCAUGAAGUGGAUUCCACUGGCUGGGAGCAAUCUAUCAGCUUCAACUAAGAUCUAGGUUAGAGUGGAGCUCUCUAUCUCCAACUGAAGGGGAUCCAGAACACCCAUGGAAUCCCCUGACCAGAAGAGAGUUAUUGGCCCAUCCACCCUACCUCCCUUGGCCUCCAGGAUGUCUGGACAAAAGAAAGGAAAUCCACUCUUCACCAAACAAAGAUGACUCAGAGCAAUAAGAAGACAAGGAUAUAUAACACACAGAGGUGCACCCCAACUCACAGACUGUCCUAUGGUGACCCUAGCAUGCUGGUUGUUUCUUAAGAAUAAACAUUCUUUGUUAUGUCAUA